CGGCUAAAGCCCCCUCACCCUUUCUGGUUCUUUUCCCCAUCACUUGAGGGUAGAGCGGAUACGUUGAUUGCAACAUCCCUGAUUCACCGACCUUUUUAUGCUCCUUGAAACCCUUCUGAGAAGCUUUCCCAUCCUGUAAACUUACCUUGACUACAUGUGAGUCUUGAAUUCGGGAGCACCAUGUUUUCCCCCACGCUGAUGGAUGAAGUAAUGGCUCAUCCUAUCUAUUCCCCGGAGGAGGCGAUUGGCUUUGAUUCACAAUCCAAGCGAGAUGCUCUAUCAAUACCUCACCCCUAUCGAGCCGACAGCUAUCAAGAUAUGGUCGAAAGGGCUGGGUGUCAAAGUCCUAGUCCUGAAUUAGACAGCAAGAGUCGAAACUCGACACGCCGCCGCAUUCAGGUCGCUUGUAACCGUUGCCGAAAAAGAAAAAUCAAAUGCAGCGGCGACAAUGGCGAAGGGCAAGGCUGUUCAAACUGCCGCAGCUCUGGAAAUGUUAACUGUCAGUUUUUGAGGGUCAAUUCUUCGAUGAUGCAGACGAGAGGUACCUGGCCGUAUCCAACGGUGAAUGCUACGAUAUCCCCAUCUCACAGACAUGGGCCGUAUGGACCAUCAAUGGCGCCAAAGCCGGCGAGUAGUACACCAGGAAGCCCUUCUACUAUGCGUGUAACUCCUUUCUCGCGAGCCCCUGGCUAUGAUUUUGGGUCGAGCGACUCUCAGAUGCCCUUCAGCCGACAAUCAUUUGGUGUUGACCACGCCGUCCACUACGAGGAGGAUUCUGGGAUGUACAGCCCUCAGCCUCCGACGUACAUGGUCUCUGGGGCACCACAUGCCGUUAUUGCGGACUAUUGUGGGCUCACAUGGAGUCCCAAGGCUUGGAGUCCAAAUAUGUGCCUUGGCCGAAGCCCUAGCGCAGCCAUUUUCGCAGACCACGAGACUGGAAGUUCUUUGUCCCAACCUGUAUAUCCUUAUAUGCUCUCGGGGGCCCCAAGCCAAAUAACUGAUGCCCCUCCGAUCGUGCCAACGAUGAGCUUUUCCUCCGCCGAAGGACAAGGAGUGGAUCGGACUCUUCCUGACCCCACGAGUCGAACUCAAGGCCCACAGUGCCCUGCUGGCUUUACACUGACACCCGAAGUCCUUACACUUCCAGAGACCGUGGAUCACAGGACGGGGGCUGGUUGGAAUUACAAAAGCGCCAGCUCUAGUAACAUGCCCUCCUCAGUUCAACGCUGUCCGAACGAAUCUUUCAACACCAGUUCUACCAAUCGGACAAGAGCAAGUGCCCAAGACAUGAUGUUCGGAACUCCGUUGCUCACAACUGUUGGUGCACCUUCUUCUUUGGCUUCCUCCGCUGGGCCUCUUGCUGGAUUGGAGCCGGUAACCUCGAGCGAGGAAUUCCGCGGAGGUGGUGACAGUCAAGCAGCGCGGACUAUGUCCCAAAGCCAUCUCUCCGAAGCCGGCUCUGAUGUCUAUGUAUACAGCAGCAGUGAAAGGAGGGACAAGCACUCGUACAAGACAGAUGGUUCAGCAUCCAUGCUCAUGAAUGGGCUACCAUACACACGUCCUGGGCCGGGUCUUUUCGCUCCAUCGAUAACUACCUCGCCGGCCUGUCGCCCUGAUACAGUAGUGUAUCCGACUCCAAUACAGCCGCUAAACCACCCAAGCAAUUUUUAAGCUCACGCUAUAGGAAGGCAUUCUCAUUAUUUUGAAAGAAAUUCCCUCCUGGAUGCGCUGGGGAGCAUAAACAGGCGUUAGCCGACAGCGAG
Molecule: messenger RNA, 1763 nt
Organism: Aspergillus homomorphus CBS 101889
Lineage: Eukaryota; Fungi; Ascomycota; Eurotiomycetes; Eurotiales; Aspergillaceae
Exons: 3
Coding region: 181-1671 (496 amino acids)
Biological process (GO): regulation of DNA-templated transcription
Molecular function (GO): zinc ion binding; DNA-binding transcription factor activity, RNA polymerase II-specific
Source: RefSeq, a predicted model, not a curated record